Molecule: messenger RNA, 1182 nt
Organism: Botrytis deweyae
Lineage: Eukaryota; Fungi; Ascomycota; Leotiomycetes; Helotiales; Sclerotiniaceae
Exons: 3
Coding region: 1-1182 (393 amino acids)
Source: RefSeq, a predicted model, not a curated record
AUGAUGUCUGAUUCAGAUAUCUGCAAAUUUAAAGUUGCGGGGCUCGUCGAAAUCGAGCUUAAAAAGCCGUAUAAUCGCGAUGGAAACAUAAGAAAAAGUCACGCUCUUUGCAUCGAUGGUCUCACAACGCCACACAAGCCUCUAUUGAUGUUAAGUGAAAAGUACAUCGCAUCUCACCCCCCUGGCCGCAAAGAACUCUACGAUCGACCUAUCAGACAUCUACAAAUGGAAGCUUAUAGCACACUUCUGCGAUAUAACGAUGAAAAGCCGCUUAGCACUUACCAUAGAGCCACCAUCCACAUAAAUUUGGCUCGUUGCUUCGAGGAUUGUCUCGACGAGAAAAGUGGCAGCCAGGAUAACAUACUCAAUCUCAUCAAAUACCACUUCGAAUGUGCACAUGGCUGGGCAACGGCAGUAAUCGAUCAACGACAACUCGAUGUCACAAGUGAGGAGUGUGUGCCAUUCAAUGAUAUCAUCAAUGCGGCCAACGACAUCAAGGAUUCCUUGUAUGCUCGAAAGCUUUACAUGGAUGCCCUCGAUGAAGAUAAUAUGGUAGAUGUCGCCUCUGGAUUGAGAAACCCAACAUUGCCUCUCGAAGUUGUUGAUGACAAUGUCUCGGAACACAACCAGAAUUCUGAGGCACCAGACUCACAGUCUUCUGAACAAGUUGCAGAUAUUGGUGCACAAGAUGACCUGGAUGGAAGUGAUACAUCGACAGUGCGAGGCACUGAUGACACAGUCAACAACUUUGACAGUGACUUCGAUGAGCUUGGAUACGAAGAUAUCAUUGCAAAGGCAAGGCAAAACCCAACCAUCGCAGUGGAACCUGCUCCAAUCGAUGUUACGGAUGUCAGAAUGAUGUAUGGUUUUAUGCACUUCUUGGUACAUGAUAAGCUAGGCAUUUGCAACUUGAUGAACGGUUAUCUUGACAGAAUGGACGCUGCCCUCGAGCUUGGCGAGCCUGAAACCAAGAUAAUCAGAGAUGCGAUGACGGCAUUGAAUGUUCGAGAUAACGGCAAUGGUCUCGCAGUUCCACCAAGCUCAUCACCAAGCACACCCUCGGCACCAUUCUUUCCCAUUGCUUCUACCUUACCUAUCCGCACACGCUCGAACAAUACCGAACGCGAGUCUCGAAAGAAGAGAAAGUUCGCUGACGACGAUGAAGAAGAUGAGAUGCUUUGA